UUAUCACAAUACUGACAUUGAGUAUAUAUAGUGCUCGCCAUUCACAAGAAGCUAGACGAACAAUCUAUACAUCUAGGAUGGUACGAGGUACUCAAGUCAGCGGAAGCGAUACGAAUCCCAUGGUCACGCUCUACCAGCUAGGGCGCGCUCCACAUUCGCCAAGUCUUACGCCAUUUGCAAUCAAACUUGAAACCUAUCUACGGGUAGCAAACAUUCCAUAUAAAAAUGACCACAGCGGAAAAUCUAGCUCCAAGGGAAAAUUUCCUUGGAUCUCAUAUAAUGGAAAGAAAAUUGCCGACUCAGAAUUCUGUAUCGAAUUUCUGAACAAGGAACGAAAUAUUGAUCUUAACAAUCAUUUAAGCGCCGAACAGAGAGGCGCUGGACGAGCUCUUCAGAAGAUGGUGGAGGAAAAUACGUACUGGACUGUAGUUCUCGACCGUUGGGUGUAUGACAAGACGAACGGAGCUCCCACUGCUUUAGGGGUCCCUAAAAUACUGCGGUGGCUCUUUAGGUCAAGGAUUAAGACCGCGGCCAAAAAACAAGGGAUGGGACGACAUACCCAAGAUGAAGUCGAACAAAUCCUGCGUAGUGACAUCAACGCCGUUUCUGAUUAUAUUGGCACAAAGAAGUUUCUGUUUGGAGAUGCAGUGUCCCAGUAUGACUGUGCCGUAUUUGGUAUGAUGGCAGCUAUGUUCUAUGAACCAUUUGGUGGAAUAGCUAGAGGCGUCAUUACUGAUUUUCCCGUUGUGCGUGGCUACUGUGAUCGCAUGAAGGCGGAGUUCUGGCCGGAUUGGGAAGAAUGUACGACCGGCGGAGGAACCAGGCAGGCCACCAAAUAGUCAUCACUAUUCUUGCGUACCUCUACCUGUAACUUUCUGACAUCAUAUGUACGUGGAAUGUAAUGAGGACAAUUCAUCACUUACACGCUAUAUGCUAGUCCAAGUAAACGACAUUUGACUGCAUACAUGUAUCUCCUAAACGGCAUUUAUCAUCACGUUUACUAAACGUCAUUAGUUCACACAUCGACAAAACGUCAUAGGCCAAAUAUCUCCCCUGCGUGGUAGAACAACAUAAUACAUUACGUCACUAGGUACCUUUUCUCAAUCAAAUGACAAUUAACCUCUCCUCUGUAGAGCACACAUAUAAUGAUCACAGGGCUUCAUAUCGCCUGCACCUUCCAGUACAAGUUUUCCUUAUGACGUAGGACAAAAAUGAUGAUCGUUGAAUUAAAACUUUCAUAAUUUUAUUUGAAGGUGUUUUCAGGGUCUUUUUCUGAGAGGAUUAUUUCUGAAAUACCAUGUAUGCUUAUGAGUGGUACAAGCGUAAUGUAAAUUAUAAGUAAAUCAUAUCAGGUCAUUCGCUGUCGAGUUAGUUUAAGCGAUUACCAUAUCAGUAUAAAUUAUCUAGAACAUGUUCAAGGUACAAAAGAAAGAUUGCUUAUCCCCUGACCUAUAUUGUCAUUCAAUUAGUUUAAUCUGAAUGGUAUUAUUGUAAUACGUUAUCAUUUCAUUAACAGAACGAAAGAACUUCUUCUGAUAUUCCGCUUUUCUUUUCUUUAGUAAUUUUGAAUUAUUGUGAAAGCUUUCUGGUCGUUAAAUUGUUUUGUUUUGUAUAUUUGUUUUCAAAUAUUGACCUUACCCCUCGAUGCUAUUUGUUUAUAUAUUUUAAUUUUUUUUAUUCAAAGUGCCGUUAUUCUAAAAUGUUGAAGGCACAGGGUAAAUGACUGGUACACGUAUGACUUUAACUUUUUUUGUUAAUGAAUUGUUUGGCUGUUGAUAGCCUUUAUUCGUACGUGAAUGGUAUAUCUAUUUUGUACAUAUGUAAAUAAAUAGUAUGCUAAGGAAGACUAUUUUGAUUAUGAUUAUUGACUUUUGUUGACCAAUCCGCCUUUGUUUGGAAAAUAUUGUUUGUUAAAAAGACGCUUGAUCUCGUCUUUGAAUGAUACUUUUUUUUGUUGAUGACUAAUAUGACUGAAUUCAUUUUUUGCCGAUGAAUUAUUUGACUUUUGUUUAUUAUUCAGUUUAAAAUGUUACUUUGUUGCUGAUUGCUAAUAUGAAUUUGGAUGACAUGAGGGGUUUAGAUGACUUGUACUACUUUGGAUGAAUUUCUCUUUUUGUUUAUGACUUUAUGACAAAUUUCGGUUAAUAACUAGCUAAUUUAGUUAUGCACUUUGCCUUCAAGGUGAAUAAUAAGUAAAAGUUCAUACGAAAGACUUUGUUUUAUAAAAGAAAUAUUAAAUGAUUUUGGUGACCACGGUGUUAACAUAUUGCUAUCUCUCUACACUGAAACUUGUAUGCAAUGACUUCAGUAUACAUACAUCUCUGCACAACAACUUAGUGUCAUGUUUUUAGACAUCAGACUUGCCGCAUUUUUGCAUUCCAUGGGGAACAAAUUUCCUCUAUGUAACAGAGCAGUGCAUUUCCAUAGUUCGACCCCUAUAUAAACCAAUCAAUUAACCAUGACAGACAAAACUAUACUAUUCGAUGAGCGUAUGUAUUUAUUAUUUGUACUAUUUCAGCAUAGUUAUGUGUGAUAUCCUUGUAGCUGAUUAAAGAUAGUUGUUAUAUUCAUUGCAAAAAUA
This is a messenger RNA of Mizuhopecten yessoensis (Yesso scallop), 2581 nucleotides long. RefSeq names its product failed axon connections homolog. The transcript has 6 exons. Gene Ontology annotation, cellular component: cytoplasm. The coding region runs from base 78 to 839 and encodes 253 amino acids. NCBI's taxonomy places the organism in Eukaryota, Metazoa, Mollusca, Bivalvia, Pectinida, Pectinidae. The record is from RefSeq and is a predicted model, not a curated record.